CAGCAGGCACUUCAGUUCCCCCCCUCCUCUUCCUCUUCCUCCUCCUGCAAAGCUAACACCGCUUCAACAAAGCGACACCACCGAUGGUCGUUCUCAUCUCCGCGGAAGAAAAGUCCCGCCGGAGGAGGAGUGAAGCUGUACCCGGGCCUGUCAUCACCUCCCUGGAGGACGCCGCUCCAAGCCGAGCCCCGCCGGUGGGACCUGGGCUCAGCUAGCCGCCUGCUAGCUAGCAUGCUGUCGCCCCUCCACAUCGCAAAGCUCUCCCGGGACUAACCUCGUCAUGACCGAGUUAAGAGGUCGGAAGACGGGGAUCCAGGAGGGGGAUGCAGACUCCGAGCGGAGCCAGGCUGAGCCGGAGCCGCAGACCGAAGGUCCGAACGAGGCGGGGACAGCCUCCAGCGGUGCAGGGGACGAUGCCCAGCAGCAGAGGAGCGAUGGAGGUGAAAAGGAGGACGGGGGACAGAGACAGGAGGACUCGAACACAUCCGGAGCUUCAGGGAAAACCUCACGGAGGUCUUCUACAUCCGGUUUCCUGCAGCGUGUGGUGAGGGUGUUCUUCGGCUGCCUGGCGGCGGUUGCCUGUGGCGUUCUCUACGCCGUGUAUCUCUCAACGUACCACGACAGGAAGUUCUGGUUUUCCACUCGACAGGAGCUGGAACGUGAAAUCACCUUCCAAGACGGCAGUGGGCUCUACUACUACUACUACAAGCAGCUGCUGGAGGCCCCGUCCUUUGAAAGAGGCUUCUAUGAGCUGAUGAUAGACAACAGGACCGUCUCAGGUCAAACCAUCAACGCAGUGGAGCGUCUGUCUCUGUAUCCAGAGCUCAUCCUUAGCUUUGUGUACAGAGUCACAGGGAGCCAGGACAUCGUGGAGCCGAUCUACUUCUAUGUGGGCGCUGUCUUCGGCCUCCAGGCGGUCUACGUCACCGCGCUGUUCGUGUGCAGCUGGGUGAUGAGCGGCACGUGGGUGGCCGGCAUGUUGGCCGUGGCCUGGUACGUGAUCAACAGAACAGACACAACCAAAGUGGACCAUGCUCUUCCACUGCGGGACAACUGGGCUCUGCCUUACUUCUCUUGUCAGGUGGCGGCUUUGACCGGAUUCCUGAGUAACAAUAUCUCCUCUGCCACUGAGAUGUUUUGCUAUCUCACCAUGAGUGCCAGCACCUUCACCUUCCUCCUGGUGUGGGAACACAGCCAUUAUGUGCUCUUCAUCCAAGGCCUCUGUCUGUUCCUGCUCGACUCCUUCGACCUGGUGCCGUCACGUAAGAUGGCUGAUAUCCACAAAGUGUACCUCAGCUCCUUGUUCCUGGCCUACUUGUUCCAGUUUCAGAACCCGACCUUGCUCAGCUCGCCGCUGCUCAGCCUCCUGAUUGGCUCCGUGCUAGCGAGGUACUUCCAGUUGUUUUCUGUAUUUGUAUCUCAGCAAAGGAUGAAGAUGGGUCCUCUGGUGGCCAGAGUGAUGAAGCUCUUCCUCCAUUUCCACCUGGUCUUUACCACAGGGAUCACCUUUAGUUACCUGGUCAAGAAACUUAUACCUGUAAGUGACGGCGACUUCAUAUUGAAGUUCCUUGAAGUAAAAUUUGGGCUCAACACAACAACGGACUUUGUCACCAACCUGCUCCUGUGCCAGGAGACUCUGCAGAGUCCGGGUCAGGAUUUGUUCCUGCGACUGACGCAGGCCUCAGUUCUUCCCUUUUACUUCCUGGUGCUCACUGUGUGUCUGCUGUCCACCCUGCAGACCAUCUACAGAAGACUCAGUGGUCAGCCAAUGAAAACCAACCUCCGGCUUGAAGAUGGGCGAAUAGGAGAGCAGCCUGAGGUCAUCUAUCACGUUUUUCACACGUUGCUUUUUGGAGGCCUGACUCUGGUCUUCGAUGGGAUGAAGUAUUUGUGGACGCCAUACGUCUGCAUGUUCACAGCGUUCGGUGUGUGUUCUCCUGACCUCUGGAUGACUGUGUUUAAGUGGCUUAAACUGAGGUCCAUUCACCCGGUGGUGCUGUCUCUGAUCCUGAGCACAGCCGUUCCCACCAUCAUUGGUUUCAGUUUAUGGAGAGAGUACUGCCCGCGGGUCUUAACGGAUCUGUCCGAGCUGCAGGAGUUCUACGACCCAGAUACAGUGGAGCUGAUCAGCUGGAUCAGGUCACAGGCUCCAGUGGCAGCUGUGUUUGCAGGAAGUCCUCAGCUGCUGGGAACAGUGAAGCUGUGUUCAGGCUCAGCUGUGACCACUUUACCCCUUUACUCUGACAUCAACCUGCUGAGGAGGAGCGAAGACUCUUAUCAGGUGUAUGCAAUGAGAUCUGCAGAGGACAUCUACAAGAUCCUGACGUCUCAAAAGACAAACUACGUGAUCAUAGAGGAGUCGAUUUGUACAGAGCUUACUCUCAACAAGGGCUGUAGGAUCAAAGACCUGCUGGACAUCGCCAAUGGACAUGUCGUCUAUGACAAAGGGGAGAUCUACUCCUUCUCCAAGCACGGGCGAUUCUGCCACGAAAUCAAAAUGAACUACUCCCCGUACACAAACUACUUCACCAGGGUUUUCUGGAAUCGCUCGUACCACGUGUACAAAGUGAACUCUGUCAUCUCUUUUCAGUACUGACGGCAGCUCCUCACUUCCUGCUGAGACCUAACUGAGCCUGACUUCUCUUCUCUGGUGUUUUUUUUACAUCACGUCCACCACGAUGCACGGGGGACUGCGAUGUGUUUCUGCGCCUGUGUGCUUAGGAAAAUGUUAAAUCACUGUUGGGGCAUUGACACAUUAGAACCAACUGGAACCAGCUGAGCACGUUGUUGGGCUCAUGUUUGUUUAAAGUCAACAUAAAUGGACCCUGUCGAAGUUGGAAUGUGCCAUGUUGAUUUGUGAACUGUUUUAUAAGCCAUGCCUUACUGUCACUGUCUCUGCGAAGGUUUUAAUGCAGGAUUUAUUUGGAGGUCUGUGUUUUUAACUCUGUACAGAAGCAGAGAGCAGCUGAGGCUACUGAAAUAUGUUGAGUGUUUAUCUCGCACAAAGAUAAAGACACAAAUUUUGCCUUUAAGUCUAUUUUAUGUUUGUUUGUCUGUGAUGUUGAUUCAUACUGUUAUUAUAAUAUAUGUUGAUUUAAAAAAAUGUGUUUUAAAUGUCUCAUGACCCUCAGAUAACCGUGGUCCACCCGUCUUUACUCGUAACGUUUGCCUUGUUUCCGAAAGAGAAUUGUUGUUUUUUUCAAGAAGAUUAAUUAAGAGGACCUAUGCAUACUGUUAUUAGUUCAAACCACCAUUUUUAUUGUGAUAAUGUGUCCUGAUCUAGAGACGAUUGUUGGAUUUUAAUUAUGAUGAACAAGAACAUGUGAUAAUGUUCUGAUCAACUUUGUUUCUAAAUCUACUCAUGCAGGACAUGUGUCUUCAGUAGAGUACUGCUUCUCAUGAGCUUCGAUAGAGGGAAGGUGUCUGUCUGUAUUCUGCUGAUGGUUUGAUGUGUCUCGUAAAACGGAAGUUGGCAAGUAAGACCAGAACUCAUUGAUAUGAAUCUGGUUCUGAAGCUGCUCAUGUUCUCUACAUCAUGAUGGCUUAUAUUCAAAUGUGGGGAGUUGUCAGGUUCCAUCUUUUUAUUGAUCAAACCUCCACCAAGGUCCAACAGUCACUCAUAAACAUCCGUCUCCUAAACGUGUUUUAUUUGUUUCAUCAUGAUUCGCGAGUUUCUCUCUGAAAAUCAAGGAAAAUGUUGAAAACCCUAAAGAGAUAAAAGCUGAUCCUGGAUAAGCCCCUGAUCUGCUCCUGAGUUUCAUGAGUUCUUCUCUGACCCACAACACAUCCUUCCACUGAGUUUACUGAUAACAACUCAUUCACAGUUGUUGAUCUUUAUUAUUUUCUGCUGAUCAGGUCAUAAGUUAAAUGUCUUUUCAGCACUACAGUAUAUAAAUGUCUUCUAACUUUGACUCUGUGUUUGUGUGAAUCUAAUCUAACGUGUAAUUCUCUGUUGUGUUUAUUACUUUGUGGACACACUGUGGUCAGCACAGGGACGUUCAUCUGCUGCUCUACGGCUUCUUUUAUAUAUUUAAGGUUCAAACUAAUCAUUCUUGUUGAUUAAGUAUUUUUUUAAUUAAUCAAUUACUUGUUUAAACUGAAGAAAACAUCAGAAAGAAGUGAAGACUGUUUUUAAUCCAUCAAAAAGUACAAGAAGCAACUAAAUCUUAUAUUUGAUAAACAUCGGCAAACAUUUGAGAUUUUUACUCGAUAAACAUUCUGAUCAUUUAAAAAUGUAUGGAUCACAUGUUUGAUUAAUUAGUAAACAUUUUGGAGUAAGAAUCAUAAUUAUGACUUACAAUGUACAGUGGAGUUAAAACAACUUAAUUUUCAGUGCGAGCGAUUUGGUACAGAUUGCUCACUUAAUUUUAACACUGAUCAGUAGGGGUGCUCUCCCUAUCAUACAGACAGAGAGAGAAAGAAGGACUCUGUAUGUUU
Molecule: messenger RNA, 4437 nt
Organism: Platichthys flesus (European flounder)
Lineage: Eukaryota; Metazoa; Chordata; Actinopteri; Pleuronectiformes; Pleuronectidae
Product: probable C-mannosyltransferase DPY19L4
Exons: 19
Coding region: 281-2596 (771 amino acids)
Cellular component (GO): nuclear inner membrane
Molecular function (GO): mannosyltransferase activity
Source: RefSeq, a predicted model, not a curated record